UAGGAAGUAUCCAUUCAAAUUUUGAAUAGCUAAAUGUGUUUAAUGUGUUUGACUUAGGUGUUGGACGGAAUUAUUUUGUCAAAUGCGUGUUCGGUAUUUUAGUGUUCUUAAUGUUUCAUAUGAAGAGUUCUUACCUAGGACCUUAGGUUGCCCAAUUCUACAUCUCGUAAAAGAGUAAAGAACAUGAAUACAGGGCAGUCCGAUCCACGAAAUUCAGAAUCCGAAAGUUCAAUAUUGCAAACGAUUCCAUCGCCAGCAGAUACAAAUACGAAAGUGCCAGAUAUACAGGAUUUUAAUAUUAUAAAGCCAAUAAGCAGAGGAUCGUUUGGCAAAGUUUUUUUAGGCUACAAGAAGAGCAACCCAGACCAAGUGUAUGCCAUAAAGGUGAUGAAGAAGUCAGAGAUGGUGAACAAAAACAUGGCCAGCCAAGUGGUGAUGGAGAGGAAUGCCCUUGCAUUAUCACACAGUCCAUUCUGUGUUCAACUGUUCUACUCCCUGCAGACCAACCACAACAUUUACCUGGUGAUGGAAUACCUAGUAGGAGGUGACCUCAAAUCCCUUCUCAGCAUCUACGGUUACUUUGAUGAGAACAUGGCCGUGUUCUAUGCUGCAGAGAUAACAUUGGCACUGGAAUAUCUCCAUUCACAUGGAAUCACACACCGUGAUCUCAAGCCUGACAACAUGCUACUUACUGACUGUGGCCACAUCAAACUCACAGACUUUGGACUGAGCCGCAUAUCUGAGUUUCGGAGAGAUCUGGAAAUAUCGGACCUGGUGACCGAAUCGGAGGCUGGACUUUCCUUCAGUCGUACCCCAGGACAGCUGUUGUCACUCACCUCACAUCUUUCAUUCGGCUCAGGUCAGAGUGGCAUGCUGCCUGGUGACACGCACCUCAGCAUGUCGUCCAGCUGUGAGGACCCAACACAGAACCUCACACCCUUCUUGGAGCAACGUGAGGGCGAGGCAAGUGUGUCUCAGCAUGAUAACAGUCGUCGCAUCUCGGGUGUUACUCCAUUCUCAUCUGCCGACAGUAGUGACGCAUUUGAUUCAUACCACACAUGUUCCAGCUGUCCUGUAGUAGAUGCGACUCCUAUGACUAGGCCUAGUACUCCAGGAUCUGCAAAGACCCCAGGCAGUAACAGACGUUCCCGUCCAGUCACCAUGCCAGUCCAUCUGUCAAGGAGCACAUCUUCCACCAUCAACUUCAAAUGCCCCAGGGAGCUGCGUGGCACCAAGCGGAAGCUGUCUCCUGAACGUGGUGUUCUGGCUGACAUCAUCAACAGCACGCCCAAGAGAUUUUCAGUCAUUACUCCAAAGAGACAAGACGCGAAACACACUGCUCUCACGAAGGACUUCAUGAAAAUGGAUAUCAUCAGCAAGAGAGAGGUAAAGGGAGUAUUGAAAAAUGAGUGGAGCGCUACAUUGUCUACUCCAGUGUCUGGUGUCAAGAUGACACGAUUUCAUUUGUCACAGAAACAUGAAAGUGACAUCUCUAUGCACACUAGUAACCCUGUUGUGACAACUCCUCUCACUUCUAAUCGUACGCCAUACCGCACACCAAAGUCUGUCCGACGAGGCGAGCCUUCCAGUGAACACCGCAUCUUAGGUACACCAGAUUAUUUGGCCCCCGAGUUGCUGUUACGUCAAGAACAUGGGGCGGCAGUGGACUGGUGGGCCCUGGGUGUGUGCUUGUUUGAGUUUAUGGCGGGCAUUCCACCCUUCAAUGAUGGGACACCCCAAGAUGUCUUCAAUAAUAUUCUCAACAGAGACAUCCCAUGGCCACAAGAAGAAGAACAGUUUUCACAGCCUGCCCAUUCUGCGAUUGAUGCUCUUCUCACACUGGACCCAACUCUGAGGCCUGCAGCUCCUCAAGUGAAACAGAUGUCCCUUUUUUCCGAAAUUGAUUGGAACAAUCUGCUGAGUGCUACACCACCAUUCGUGCCACAGCCUGAUGACAGUACCGACACUGUCUACUUCCAAGCACGGAACAUCCUGCAGCAUCUGAAUGUAUCCAACUUUGAGAUGUGAGUUCCUUGUGGUAAUGAGACAGAAUUCUAAAUAAUGCAGUUGGAAGAAAAAUUGGAGUUAACAAAAUUAUAUGAUACUGACACAUCCAGAGGAUGGCAGACAACAGAAGAUGGCCCAAACCCGUGUUCGAGUGAAUUCCUCCAAGGAAGAGAGGAGAAGGAAAAGAGGAGACCGUGAAUUAGUUGGAUAAAGAGGAUGUCUGAUCCAGUGGAAGUGAAAAGAUUGGAAGGACAGUGAACGAAGAGAGAAGAAUGAUGACUCUGGAUCUGAAAACAUCAUUGAUGUCAGUAAACUGCUAGGCUUUCACAUGAUACAUAUUUGCUGCUGUUUGAAGGUCAUUUGCGGAAGUAAUGUGCAACUACUCGUACAUUUACACUCAAGCACUUUUGGCAUUUUUAGAAAGUAGUUUAAUGUUUGAGCUUGUCUGUUGAGCGGUUAAAUCUAAACGGAGUGAGGGCUGUGCCAUUUCCAGGUGCCUAGCCUCCAACUGCCCACCACAGUAGCAUGGGUUGGAUCCCAAGUCAGCUCUUGUGGGAUUCUGGUAGACAAAGUGGCACUAGGGCCAGUUUAUUAUGAGUACUUUGAUUUUUCAUGCCAAUUCUCACUCCACCAACUGUACCAAAUUCAUCAAUCAUUCUAUCAUCCAACACUGUUUACUUUCAACAGCACUGUUAAACAGCCAAUUUAAAUGGUAUAAAUGGAGUGAUAUUAUGAACUUCAAAGAUGCUUCAUGCAGGAUCAGUGAGGCCUCAACAUUGCUAAUAUCAAGCCCCACUAUUGGACACAAUCCUGAACCAGUUCCAUUGAUUUCACGCCCUCAGAAUGUAUUUCCAUGGGACUUGAAGCUUUCCUAGUGAAGAGGAUAAUAUUGAGCUGCGUCCCUUUGAAGUCGAACGUUUCAGAGACCUCUGUUUCCUACGUCAAGGAUUGGCGAUGCAGAGAUGAUGUUGAAAAUUACUGGACUUUGAUUCCAAACUGACAUGGCUGUCACCCAGGAAAAUUCAUUUUAAUGUUUUUUAACAUAUCCUUCAGAGCCUUCAAUGUGGUCACUUCAUAAGAAUAUUCCCCCGCAAAACUGUGUAUGCAUUUAUCUCUGCUGUCCAAGCUACAUGCCCAACCUCUCUUGCAAGCUCUAGAUGAAUUGUGUAAAUUCACAGAAACCCUUGAUUAUCUAAUAUCCUACAGCCUUUUUCGAGGUUUUGGCAAUGUAUUGUCCUGAGUGCUUUGUUUUCUGAGAGAUAGAAUUUAUAUUUCCUCAACAUUGGAUUUGACAUUCUCACAGCAGUCACUAUGAAUAGAACAGCCUUAUGGGUUUUAACACCAUGCAGUUCAGAGAGAACCUGAUGUUUUGGAGGAACAUAUCACCUCCAUUUUCAGGAUCAAGGAGUAAGCCCGCUAGCGGUGUGCUUUGUAUUUAGUUGAGUCCAUAGGCCACGCCAUAGCUCAAGUGGUUAUUCGCUGGCUUCCCACCGUGGUGGGCCAGGUUCGAUCCCAGGUCUGG
This is a messenger RNA of Cryptotermes secundus, 3529 nucleotides long. It is a transcript of the gene gwl, whose product is annotated as serine/threonine-protein kinase greatwall. The record is from RefSeq and is a predicted model, not a curated record. The transcript has 15 exons. Gene Ontology annotation, molecular function: protein serine/threonine kinase activity; ATP binding. Bases 184 to 2028 code for a protein of 614 amino acids. Gene Ontology annotation, biological process: intracellular signal transduction; peptidyl-serine phosphorylation. Gene Ontology annotation, cellular component: nucleus. NCBI's taxonomy places the organism in Eukaryota, Metazoa, Arthropoda, Insecta, Blattodea, Kalotermitidae.